Messenger RNA from Zerene cesonia (dogface butterfly), 783 nucleotides. RefSeq names its product plasma kallikrein-like. NCBI's taxonomy places the organism in Eukaryota, Metazoa, Arthropoda, Insecta, Lepidoptera, Pieridae. The record is from RefSeq and is a predicted model, not a curated record. The coding region runs from base 1 to 783 and encodes 260 amino acids. Gene Ontology annotation, biological process: proteolysis. The transcript has 8 exons. Gene Ontology annotation, molecular function: serine-type endopeptidase activity.
AUGUAUGAACGAUCAACUUUAAUAUCUAUUACCAAGCCAUGUGACAAGGGAAAUACACGUGUAUAUGAAGGGAAUAUAGGUGAGAAUGCAAGUUUUCCCUGGCUAGGAGUACUCCGGGUCCAUGUUCACGAAGGCUCCAGCUUUCAAACGGCGCUCAGUGGACUGUUGCUGAUAAAAACCACGUAUGCAAUCGUUAGUGGUAGCGAUGUGGCCAGAGUAUCAAGGCAUUUGCUACAAACGGACAGCAAAGCGAUGUUCAUCACCGCAGAUGGUACAUAUUGGACGUGCGGUGUCAAAGAUUAUAUGAUGCAUCCAGAAUACGAGUACACCACGUACAACACACUGGCUCUUAUUGAGCUGGACAUUGAUAAGGACAACGAUAAUUACUCCAAUCUAAAGCCUAUAUGUUGGCCAAGCUAUCUAUACAAUGCGUCUACAUACCUCUAUGCACUGGGAUACACAGACGAAAAUCAGAUUUUAGAAAAAGUUAUAUAUAAAAUGCAGUACGUCAGUCUCCCUCUCUGCGAAGAGUUUUACAAUAGAGCUGGGAAAUCUGUCGGAAAAUUACCGCAAUAUCAAUGUGGUUAUGCUAUAAAUAAUAAGAAAAAUUGCGUUUGGGACAACGGCAUGGUGCUUGCUUCAAAUUCUACUGGUUUUUGGAGUGUGAUAGGGUUUGGUAUUCGAGGGCCAGGUUGUGCUGCUCCAGCGAGAUUUAUUAAUAUCUACCCGUAUUUAUCGUGGAUUCGUACUGCUACUGAUGUAAUUGAAGCUCCAUAUUUCUAA